This is a messenger RNA of Leishmania mexicana MHOM/GT/2001/U1103, 2580 nucleotides long. RefSeq names its product putative immunodominant antigen. The record is from RefSeq and is a predicted model, not a curated record. Lineage: Eukaryota; Euglenozoa; Kinetoplastea; Trypanosomatida; Trypanosomatidae. Gene Ontology annotation, molecular function: protein binding. Bases 1 to 2580 code for a protein of 859 amino acids. Gene Ontology annotation, biological process: deadenylation-independent decapping of nuclear-transcribed mRNA. The transcript has a single exon. Gene Ontology annotation, cellular component: P-body.
AUGGCGUCUGUGUCGAACUUGACCACUGCCCCGGUUGCCACCGGGAAGAGUGUACUGAAGACUAUGGUGGCCAUCUUCAAGGAGGAGGCUGACAUUCCACGUGUCCUGGGCGAGUCGGAGGCGUUUAUUGCGUACACACUCAAGAACCGUCGUGCGAUUCGGCUCAUCUGCCGCGCCAACAACGAGCGCGGUGCCUUUCGGCUACACGAGAGCCCGGUGCACGACCUGCGCUUCGUGAACUUUCACAGCAAUGUGGCUGCCUCCGCGUCUUCCAGUGACUUCUACGUGUGGGUAGCGGUUUUCGAGCGAGGAGGCGCUGGUCACGGAGCUGGUGACAAGGCCGCCGCCACGGAGGGGCGUCUGACGGUGAAGCCGUACUUCAAGCUCAUCGACAAGGUUGUCAUCAACACGUUCCACUUCUUCAUCAACCCCGCGAACAACAUGCCUGACCUCCUCGUGCUGUAUGGCAAGACGGCCGCGGUGCUGGAGAGCUCGAAGCUCAUCUCAGAGUACUCGACGAGCAUGCUGGAGGCAAAGCUGAGCGCAGCGAGCCGCGAGUUGCGUCAGCUGCCGCAGGAGACUUCGCUCAGGAGUAUGUGCACCACCUUCAGUGGCAGCUGGCUCGCCUUCACGUCGGAGGCGACGAAGGUCAUGGCGUGCACGCUGCGCAACACGACGACGCCAGCAUGGAGCGGGUGCGAAGGGGAUGAGAUUGUGCAGCUCAGCUUCGUCGGCAGCAACGCAGCGGCGGUGGGUGAUAACGCCGCAGCGCCGGUGGCGGACUCCAGCAGCGCCCUGCUUGCACUCAGCUCCAAGACAAAGGUGUGCGUGUGGAAGCUUACCGGCGUCGCAGAGCCGGCGCUGCUGCGCACCUUUACCUUCGGCGGUAUUGUGACGAUGCUCACGUCUCGCAACGCCAUGGCCAUCUUCAACGACGAUGGCAAGCUGGCGCGUGUGCAGGUGCGCGGCGACGACGACUUCGACACCACAGUGUACGACAUGGGCGGCGCGGUGCGGCCGACGAGCGUGUGCUACCACGAGUCGACCCGCUUCGCCACGGUGCUGGUCGACGCCGUCAAGGAGCUGGACCUUUACCAGCUCGCCACGAACACCACCGCGCCAAGCGCGUCGUCCCCGACCUCCGCACCGGCGAAGGAGGCGACGGCAGCUGUGGCUGCUCCCGCGCCGCGCAGCAACUCCACGCCCUUCGUCGACCCCUCCAUCAUCAGCACCGGGAUCCCGUUUCGCCCGGCCCCGAGCAGCUACGCGGCGGCGCCUGUUCCGGCGUCGGCGUCGUCUUCAACCCCUGCCGGCUCUGCGUCCCCGUCAGCCAAAGGAACGGCGUCGGCAGCGACGAACGCGAACCCGAUAACUGCCACGUCCGCUUACAACAGCGCCCGCAGCGCUCUCCAAAACGCCACCCUGCCACAGUCCCUUGACGGGCUUGUGGCGAGCGCCGUGUAUCAGGGCGACGAGGCCUUGCGCCGCGCCAUCGAUGGCCUGCUGAAUGUGGUGAAGAACGUCACGCAGAUCCUAUUGCUCACCCCCGACCAGCUCACGCGCGAUCACCAGCAGCUCAUCUCACUGGCCCUCGAGGCGCAGAUGACGGAGCUGCAGCAGACCGUGAGCGCGUCUGCGGCAGCCGCCGCCCCUGCCGCGCCUGCCGCCGCAGCGACGAACAGUCGCCACUCCGAAGCCUUCAACAGCUACGCGCUGGCGAAGCUGCUGGCGCCGGUUGCGAGCGAGAUUGCCACUGGGGUGACGCGCGGCGUGCGUGAUACUCUUCGCACCGAGCUGGAUGCCGCGGUGAACGCCGCCUUCAACUCGAGCAUUCGUGUCAACCAGAAGGAGGUGCUGCGUCGACGCCUCGAUGAGGCGUUGCAGGAGACACCGCGGACGCUCGGCGAGAACGCCGCCAAGUGGAUCGACGCGUACGUUGAACGGGAGCUGAGCGAGUCGCUGGCGCGUAUGAACGCAAGCAUGAGCGCCUUGGAGGAGGAGAACCGCAAGCUGCAGACAGCCUUGACGCAGAUCGUGAACUCCGGUGCUCUGCAGGAGGUGGAAGCCAUGCGGGCAGAGCUUGCGAAGCUCCGUGCCGCGAUCCGUAGCGGUGAGGCUAUCGGUAACAACGGUACUGCGGCUGGCGCAGCAGCGACGCCGUCCCCACAGACGGUGAUCGAGACGGCGGAGAAGUACAUCAAGGAUGGCCGCAUUUCGCAGGGCCUUUCCUAUAUCGUGAUGGCGCAGAAUGCUCGCUGCUGCGUGCAGCUGCUGGACCGCCUCUCGGAGGAUGAUGUGGCGAGAGUGGUGUCUGACGCGGAGACGACGGAAGCGACGUGGGUGAAGCUGAUCACGCAGAUGUGCGAGCAGGAGGCGACGGAGACGGCAGACGAGCUCGAGAAGGUCGCGUCGUUCCUCUUCGACGUGUUAUCGGAGCACGACGACGUGAUCGCCAAGAAGACGGCAAAGGCGCAGCAAGUCCGCAGCGACGUGCGCCAUCUGAUUGCGCGUGCGCGCGGCAAGAUUGAGAGCAGCGACGCUCGCCGCGUGCUGAAGGACCUCGAGAAGAGCAUUCAAUAA